Paramuricea clavata is the source of this 660-nucleotide messenger RNA. Lineage: Eukaryota; Metazoa; Cnidaria; Anthozoa; Malacalcyonacea; Plexauridae. The record is from the annotation of a GenBank genome assembly.
GGAGUAUUUGAUGCAUUGCGACGGCAUGGAUUACGAAUUAAAGCUAAGAAAUGUGCUUUCGCAAUGAAAGAAGUGAAAUUUCUUGGACACAAAGUUUGCAACAAGGGUGUGCAGCCAGAGGAACAUAAAGUAAAGGCAAUUCGUGCAUUGGUUGCACCAACUUGUCUUAAAGAGGUGCAAAUGUUUUUGGGUGCAGUUGGGUGGUAUCGGAAGUUUAUCAAGGAUUUUAGUACAAUUGCUCGACCAUUAACAUGGCUUUUGGAGAAAGAUGUCACAUUCACUUGGGGUAAGGAACAAGAUGAUGCACUCAAUACACUAGGACAUGAGUUGGUUAAAGCUCCAGUAUUAGCCCAUCCGGCCAUCCUGACCCCACUCGACCCUUUGUUGUUACCACGGAUGCAAGUAAAGUGGGUCUGGGUGGUGAACUAUCACAAGAAGAUGCACAAGGAAAAUUACAUCCGGUUGCAUAUUUCAGUCGUGCAUUGACCAAACGAGAACGUUCAUAUCCAACUUAUGACAGAGAAGUGAUGGCUAAACGAUGGUUAAGCAUUUUCGGUAUUAUCUGUUAGGAGCACAAGUAGUGAUGAGGACCGACCACAAACCUCUUCUAAAGAUCCUGGAACAGAAAGAUCCUUUUGGACGAAGAGCGACAUUGAGUGA